Molecule: messenger RNA, 2211 nt
Organism: Gadus chalcogrammus (walleye pollock)
Lineage: Eukaryota; Metazoa; Chordata; Actinopteri; Gadiformes; Gadidae
Exons: 3
Coding region: 117-2066 (649 amino acids)
Source: RefSeq, a predicted model, not a curated record
UUGAGUGGCUACAGGACCACAAUAUAAAGAGAUAGCAGAGGAUCAGUGCAACAGUGGUUUAGGUCUGGUUUGGCCUCAACCAAUCUGUCUGGGAAAUACUUUGAUUAUAGUUUGCCAUGGCUGUUGGGUGCAUUCUCAGAGUAUCGUGGUUUUGUUUGUUGCUGUUUGGUGGCAGUCUUCCUUUUCCAUCAAUGAAGGGUUACAGCUAUACCUCCAAGACUGACCAUCCUGAAAUUGGGGGUGAUAAAGAUGACCAGCUAAAAACUUCUCAAACUCUAAGGUUUGAUGCAUAUAGCCAAGAAAAAGGAUAUUCCGACCGAAGCAAAAAAGUCCCACUAGCUGCAGCUCCAAAGCAGGCACCGUUGAACCCCGAGGAAGGGCCGGGGAUCCAGGGAGGCGGAGCUGUGGAGUUUGGACAGAAAAAUGCUGAGAUUGAAGACCAGAAACUUGUCAAGCCAGUGACAUUCCCUCUAAACCCUCCCAACCAGCAUGAUUACUCUUUUGAGGAGCAGUGGGGCAGCACGAAGCCUCAGUUCCCACCCUCUGUCACUAAAGGGGGUGACUCUAGCUCUGCGCUGUACCUCGAUGUCCAGGCUGGUUCACAAAGCUAUUCCCCUAACCUUGUCUAUGAGGACUUUUCUCAAUACCCUGCUGCUGAAACUGCACCGAUUCCUUCAACAGAUGAUGACCCCUACACCUAUGACUCUGUGAAAGCGGAACAGCCAAGCAGUUGGUCCUCUGAUCGUUACAUUACCAGAGAAGAGCCGGCGUUCUCCAGUAAUGCAGGUAACUGGGCCCAGGCCGCGCAGACCAUUAGCGCACAGAUCCUGGAGGCUGAAGCAGUACCUAGUACGGACACUAAAGGGGGUGACUCUAGCUCUUCACUGCACCUUGACCUCCCAGCUGAUGUACAAGAGGGUUCACAAAGCUAUUCCCCUAACCUAGUCUAUGAGGAUGUUUUUCAAUACCCAGCUGUUGAAACUGCACAGCUUCCUUCAACAGAUGAUGACCCCUACACCUAUGACUCUGUGGAAGCGGAACAGUCAAGCAGUUGGUCCUCUGAUCGUUACAUUACCAGAGAAGAGCCGGCGUUCUCCAGUAAUGCAGGUAACUGGGCCCAGGCCGCGCAGACCAUUAGCGCACAGAUCCUGGAGGCUGAAGCAGUACCUAGUACGGACACUAAAGGGGGUGACUCUAGCUCUUCACUGCACCUUGACCUCCCAGCUGAUGUACAAGAGGGUUCACAAAGCUAUUCCCCUAACCUAGUCUAUGAGGAUGUUUUUCAAUACCCUGCUGCUGAAACUGCACAGCUUCCUUCAGAAGAGAGUGACCUCUCCGACUACAACUCUGUGAAUGUGGUCCAGCCAAGCACUUGGUCUUCUGCUCCCUACAUGACUAGAGAAGAGGAGCCGGUUUACGUCAGUAAUUCAGGUGACUGGGCCCAGGCAGUGCCGACCAUUAGCGAACAGACUCUGGAGGCUGAAGCAGUACCUAGUACUGACACUAAAGGGGGUGACUCUAGCUCUUCACUGAACCUCAACUUCCAAGCUGGUGCACAAGAAGGUUCACAAAGCUAUUCCCCUAACCUUGUCGAUGAGGCUGUUUAUCAAUACCCAGCUGCUGAAGCUGAACAGCUUCAUUCAGAGGGGGUUGACGCCUCCAAGUAUGACUCCAUGAACGCAGUCCAGCCAAGCACUUGGUCCUCGGCUGCCUACAUGACCAGAGAAGAGGAGCCGGUAUUCUCCAGUCAUACAGGUCACUGGGCCCAUGCUGCUCCUGUUGAAACCCCUGCCUACCCAAGCUAUGUGGCUGAUUUAGGCUUUGACUCUACUUCAAGUAAAGCCGCUGCACAACCAGUCCUCUUCGAGCCACCGAAGAAGGCUCCUCAGCUUCCCAGCUCCAAGUGGCUUCAGAGGCCAAAGAAGGUGAGGGACCAGACUGCAUCUACCUACGUUGUCCAAUCCAAGGGCUCACACCGCCGAAGCCGCCAGAUGUUAUCCAAGAAGAAGUACUUCAGCGGUUUCCCUCCACCGCCCCCAUCCGUGCUUAUGGCUCUGAGACCGUAAGGGGUCAAUGGUGACCACUUGGCCUUCAAUUAAUUGUGUAUUUUUCCCACAUGCUUAUGGAUUUCUACACUGACUAUACCUUCAGUAAUGUUUAGCACUUUCAGCAUAAAAGCUUGUUCCCUUUAAAAAAUAAACAAAAUGUAAC